This is a messenger RNA of Mizuhopecten yessoensis (Yesso scallop), 4793 nucleotides long. RefSeq lists its product as uncharacterized. The record is from RefSeq and is a predicted model, not a curated record. The coding region runs from base 22 to 4263 and encodes 1413 amino acids. NCBI's taxonomy places the organism in Eukaryota, Metazoa, Mollusca, Bivalvia, Pectinida, Pectinidae. The transcript has 28 exons.
UACGACAAAGACGUUGGUAAAAUGGUACAAGUAUUCUGGACGUUACGAGUACUGUCAAUAUGUUUCUUCGUAUAUUUAUAUUCAAAGAAAUCUGAAGCUUACGCUGGCAGUUCUGGAAUACAGCAGCAGGGACAGGACUACACCAUAACUUGUGGAUCCGGAUAUUUUAUUUCCGUUUACCUCGCGAGCUGGGGGUCAGACUAUUGGGAUGAUGACACUUUCGUCAGCUGCUGGGAUUCUGACUCUACAACAGAUCUUGAUGACGCAUGCGCAGAACUAAGUGCUUGCACUUUCCAAUUUAACAAUGCUUUGUUUGGGAACCCCUGUCCUGGUAUUUCUAAAGAGGGAGAAGCCAAAUGGUAUUGCGGACGGGAUGCGGGAUGGAGUGAUUGGAGCCCUUGGACUUCCUGUCCCGUUCUGUGUGGGGGCGGAGUAGUUUCCAGGUCACGACCAUGUGACAACCCGACCAGAGAAUAUCCCGGAAGUUACUGUGAAGGCUCAGACUACGAAACGACAUCGUGUAAUAGCCAAGCGUGUCCAGAUAAUGCACAACUUGUUCAUCACAGAGGUCCCUGGAGGUUAGUGUUCAAAGUCCCAAGUGGCGUCGCUCCAUCCGGUCACACAGACGUGGUAUCAUUCCUAAAGGACAGUGGCUCUUACAAUGACGGCAGUGUGUCAGCAAUGCGUGACUUCUCUUCUGGUGGAUCUCUGUACAAGUCCGCCAUUUGGGACGACUGGGCUACAAAGCAUAGCAUUUCAGCGGUUCGAUUAUCGGUGUACAAAGAUGGACAAGAGGUAACUUACGUCGUGUUCGACGCGGCUGGUGUGACCAGUAGAACUGGCUGGAUGGAUUGCUCUCGUGUGAUAGAUUCCAGCUGGACAGACCUUCAGACGGGCAACCCAAAUGUUUGUGGCAUAGAGGAAACAGGUGUAUGGAAAAGAAAUUUCUUUAUCAAUAAGAAGUAUGACGAUUGCCAAGGCGACGCGGGAUGGUUGAUGUUUAAAGACGUCGGUGCCAGUAAUGGAUGUGAUGACUGGGAUACUACGAAAAUACCACUGCCCUAUAUAAUGUACUCUACUGACUCCACCUACGCCACCUGGCACAAUGGAAAUACAGGAUAUGGCGAUGCCUUGGCUAUAUUUGUAAUGGACUGGCACAUGGUGUUUAAGGGUGUUGAUGGUACGCCUCCCUUGGCAGGCUCUUUACAAGAUCUGUGGGAAGGCAACGACACCGAGCGAGAUAAUGACACAUCCGCACGGACGAUCACAACAUUUCUGGGACAGACAUAUAAAUCAGGACUGAUAGAGGAGUGGACGGACACAUUCAUGAUUGUUGAUAUGGUAAAAUAUUCUUUCUACACAAAUGCUGAGGAAGUUUCAUGGGUGGUAUUCAAUGGUAAAGACACCGACAAGACAUCCUGGUUCUCUAGUUCCAAUAUAUUGUAUUCCCAGUACACAGAUGUUUCCGCGGCAGCAAAGUCAACGUGCUCCAUAUCAGGAGAUGGAAUGAACACAUUCGCGAUAGUGAAUGACGACAGCAGCUGUCCAUGGUUUCGGGCCUGGAUGAUGGUUGUGGACAGCUCAGGGGGUUCGCCAAUGUGUUCAUUUGAUAGUGACGUCAGACCGAAACCGUACUUUCUGCACAGCGCAUCAACGAAUGCUGGUCUGCUGGAGUCAGGUGGUAAAUGGGACAACACUGGUUUCCCAGCAGCUGACGUUUUAGGAGUUUUUGUGAUUGGCUGGUUUCCAGUUAUGAAAGUAGCACUUGGCCAAUCAGUAUCACCUGCCCAUGGUAUAUAUGACCUUUGGACAAAAGGUUACACACUGAAUGAGUUUGAUAAGGACGCAUUAUCUUUCCAAUAUGGAACAAAGUCCUUCAAAUCUAGCGUUGUUGAUUCCUGGAAUAAUUUCUAUAUUCGUUCGGUACGAGUCUCUUUUUAUUCGUCCGGUGUAGAACGGGCCUACGUCGUGUUUGAUGCUCAUGGUUCUGAUAAGGUCAGCUGGUUUGACUGUGACAGAAUUCUUUAUACGUCUUACAAAGACCUAAACGGGGACACCCCGACGAUCCACUGCAGUAUACCAGGAGAUAACGCCCUACAGCGCUACUUCUUCCUCGAGUACGAGUAUAACGGUUGUAGUGCUGAUGCCGGCUGGUUUGGGAUAAUGGAGGCAGGAUCAGGAUGUAACUGGGAACAGAGACGAGCUACACCUUACGCUCUCUACUCGGACAACAACAACGGGUUUGAAAUUAACACAAAUAUGGCGAUUGCAGACGUAUUCGUGAUAUCUGUAGGUAUGGAGGACCACUGUAGUAUGGUGACGUGUGCAAAUGGUGCGACAUGUUACGACAGGGGCAUAACGUAUGACUGUGAAUGCACGGGAGACUUUUACGGAAUAUUAUGUGAAAAUCUGGACGGUGGUUGGACGGAAUGGUCAAACUGGACAGUGUGUAGCACUACCUGUUACGCUGCCGGUACUCAGACUAGGGUUCGGCAGUGUACUAACCCCUCUAAAGUAGGAGAGGGCUUGGACUGUCCAGGAGAAGCAUCGGAGACAGUCGACUGUAUACCUGAUUUCCCUAUAUGUGACGAAUAUAAUACUGGCGAUAUGGUGAACAAUACAAUUUACCAAAUGGUGUGUCCGAAAGGGUAUUACGUUUUUGUGGAGUCUGCGUUUUACGGAAACGACGUAAAUGACUGUAUCGAUACCAGUGCCACAACGAAACUCGCGUCGUUAUGCCAUGGCGUCAACGAAAACUGCACCUUUAGUUUCAACAGCAACGAUUUUGGAGACCCCUGCUGGAGAUACGCAAAACAAGGGAACGCAACUCUAUAUUGUGCACGAGACGGUGUAUGGAGCACGUGGCAAGCAUGGACUUACUGUUCUGUCACCUGUGGUGGAGGGACAAGGACACGCAGACGUACAUGUGAUACACCCACUACUGUCUCACCUGGGUUAUACUGCCCUGACUCACCAGAUGAUUCAAAGGCAUGCAUGACGGAACCAUGCCCUGUAUGUGGACACCAUUAUGCUGGAUAUGAUGACCCAAGGAAUAUAAGCAUUUACAAUGACACCAGUAAAGAGAACGCCUACAUUCUACUGGAUAUUAAUUGGGAUAUUCCCUGUUGUGAGUUGAUAUCAGCAUGGGAAUUCGUUCCCAUAACAACUGGGCUUAUUGACUUUCAUAUAUGGCGAAAACAAUUCAACGGCUUGCACCUGUUGGCUUCAUCUAUAACAUAUAUGGUUAACGAAUCGCAAGUUGGACAAUUGGUGAAUUUUACACUCCCGCCAGGCGAACGAAUCACUGUCUUAGAAGGAGAUGAAAUCGGAUGGUAUUGUCCAGGCGAUAACAUGAUACCAUACGCAGAUUGUAGUGGUGAGAUGUGUCCGAACAAAACACGCAAAUCCCUAUUUUCUACCAGACCCUCCAAAUUACAAGUAUUCGACUGGGAAAGUUUGCCUGAAAUUCUUGACCGAGCUUAUGCAAUACGGUUCUUCACACACGCAAAUACAAUGCCGUAUGUAAAUCAAACAGAGUUUGUGGCACUAGUAAAAGACUUCAGUCCAAUAGGAACACGGGCCUUACCGUACUGGAUAACAGACGAAGAUGUCGACGAUUUCCUCACACACUCAUUCACACAUGAACUCUUCGAACUCAAUACUACGUUUGCAAAUGACAUUCAUAUACAAACAAAGUCCAAAAUGCCGAAGGAAUACAACGUAUUUUCCCUUGUUUUAAGAUCAUGGGAUAUGUGUUCAAACACAGCCACAACAACAGUGGAAAUAACAACAUAUAAUGCGCCACCGAUGUUUCUAAACUUGCCCGAGGAAAUAUCGAUAGCUGAGGAUGUGUCGACACCGUCCUUGUUGUACGAGCUUGAUGUAGUGGACUACUCUGAGAAUGACAGCAUUUGCUGCACACUGUCUGAGGUCACGCCCUGGUCGCCCAACUUCAGACUGGCGUUUAUAGAUAAUGGUUACCAACUGUUUACGACAGAACAAGCUGCCUUCGACUAUAAAGAGAUAUCCAAUUACUACAGGGUCAGACUCUGCUGCUCUGAUUCUUAUGGCGUUUCCUCAAAUUUUCUAGAAGUGUUUAUCACUGAUGUUCGAAAAGAAAAACUAUAUUCACCUCCAACCUGGUUUCUGACUGCAAUUGGAAUCUGCCUCGUUCCUGUGACGUUACUCCUCUUUUCAACCUGUUGUUUGAUGUGUGCAACGUUCUGCGCAGAACCGGAUGUGGAAUAUUUCUUCUCUCGGUGAACAUAAUGACAAUUUGAAACAAAAUGGCAACUUCAUAUGUUAGACUAAGAUUGAUGUUAUGCUGGAACUGCCGUGCGUGUUAAGGUUAUGUUCAAGUGCAAUACUAGCAUAAUCAUGCGUAAUUGAGUUUUUCUAAAUGUCGUUUAAAGAAAAUCAAUCUUUUUUUUUGUAAUUGUUAUACCUUUUUCAAGUAGGAUCGUUAUAUAUAAUAAUAAACACAUCAAGUUCUCUGCUCAUUAGAAUGAUUCUUAGUGACUUAAAUUAUAUUCCUACGAUAGAGUAUGGAAACAUUCAGUCACGCAUGUCGGGAUAUUAGACGUUAACUCGGUGUCCCAAUAACUUAUGUAGUUUUCUCGUGUUCCAAUUAAUGUCCUUUUUCCAAAAAAAACCGCAUUUUAAAUGGUUUGGCUUUUCUUCUUCCAUGUUAAUCAAUAUCUUACGUUCUGCAACCGGAUUCCGAGUAUCUAUAGUUUGUCAUCUCCUUAUCAUUAUUUGUAAAAGGUUGAUUUGUUGAAUAUAUACUGGUAUGU